This is a messenger RNA of Cladocopium goreaui, 1304 nucleotides long. The record is from the annotation of a GenBank genome assembly. NCBI's taxonomy places the organism in Eukaryota, Dinophyceae, Suessiales, Symbiodiniaceae.
UUGCCGAUAGCGAUGCGUAGACUGUCACGGACCAAAGCUCGCUCUGUGACUGCUCAGUAUGGUUGUCGCGCAGAUUGUGAAACUCAGGAACAACACCUUGAGAACCUUUCACAUCACCCCCGGCGACUUUUUCUACAAGACCAGUGUGGAUGGUCAGCCUUUGGCCGACGAAUCCAUAGAGGUUUCACCUGGCUUUGAUCAGACCACAGAUGGUCUGACAGUACCGUGGGAGUCAGUCUCUGGGAGCGGCUUAGAGAUCUCCGAGUCCAAAAGCGGCUCAAUACUGCGAUGCGUUGUGGGGCCAUGCGAUUCCGACAGCGAAGACCGUGAUUGGCUACAGUUCCGAUCUGCUGACUGGGAGCCAAUCGAAGAACAGAAAUGGAUUCAGCUAGGUCCACGUCAUUUGUUGGGAACUGUUGGUGCAUCGGUUGACUUGGCACUCACGUUUCGUGAUGCGAAGAGUGGUUCCUCUGAUCUGCCUUUCAGCGUCGUCCAGGUGGUGCACUUUGAGAAUGCCAUGAAGACGGCUUCACCAAACACGGUAUUUCUGAACAUUUUUGACUUGGCCUCUGCUUUGUCCAUUCCCAACUCCAUGCUUUGCAACACGAUGUUCAACACAUUGGGCGCAUUCCAUGCAGCAAUCGAGGUCUAUGGACAGGAAUGGGCAUUUUACCGAACGCCCAACCCAACAUCCUGUGGUGUUUGCAGAAGCCUGAGACCUCGGCACCAUCCAGUCCAUGUAUACAGGCAAUCUAUCAACCUUGGAGAUACCCAUCUCAAGGAGUGGGAAGUGCGCUACCUCAUUCGUGGCAAACUGGCUGCGAAUUGGCCUGGAGGUACCUAUGAUCUUCUGCGACACAAUUGCAUCCACUUUUGCUCAGAGUUGGCUUUGGCACUGGGGGUCAGCCCAGUCCCAGCUUGGGUACGCAAUCUUCACGAGACAGGAGCAGGUGUUUUCCAGAUUCCCUGGCCGCUGUCUGCUCUCCAUUCCACAGUUUUUGGUGAUCGAAAAGCCAUUGGCUGUGAAGGUGACAGCGUGGAUGAACAACAAGAUUUGACUUCACUCAGAGGUGGAACAGUGGUUGCCCCGGUUGAUCGUUGAUCUGUUGGCAAUCAUGCCUGCACAGCAGCUGAGGAGGUAACGUUCACAUCAGCAACCAGUGCAGCACCCGCGCUGCCUCAUCAUACUGACCUGGUGGUGCAUUGGAGGGCACAAGGUGGCGCCACUUCUGCUAGCUGCUAGGGCCCUUGUCAGGAUAGAGAGUGGAGCAUGCCGAGCAUGGUGAGCAAGAGCACGUGGGUUG